AUGUCAAGCGUAAAAAAUAGAGUAAAACUAUUUGAAAAACCAAAAGAAAUUAACAAUAAUAUCACAAAUAAAGCGAAUAGUACCACCAGUAAAAUAAACAUUAACAAAUUCAAUACAAAUAACAAACUUACUUCUAACAAAGUUAAUAUUACCACCACUUAUAAUGCCUCUAAUAAUAAAUUUAAAACUAAACACUCUGCUGGUAACUAUAACACUAAUGAAAGCGAAAACAAAGCUGAUAAUAAAAUCAUUGCUGGCAAUAAUAUUAUUGUCAAAAAUAAAGAUGCAAAAGUGAUAUCUUUAGAUUUUUCAGAAAAUGAUUUACAAAAAUUAUUAUCAAGUCCUGAUAUUAAUAAUAUAGAUUCAAAAGAUUUGUUAAAAGCAGCUACUGUGGUGAAAGUACCCCCAACCCCUAAUCCUGCUGCUGCUGUAAUAACUUUAUUAGCCUCAAAAAUUUCUGCUUUAGAGGGUGAAUUAGAAACUGUUGGCAAAGAGAUGGCUGAAAAUAUUAAACGUGAAGUAGAUUUAGAAAUGGAAUUGGAUAAUGUUGUAACACAAAAAGAAGAAGAAAUACAGGUUGCUACUAAGCCAUUGGUUAUUAAAAUAAGUCAACUGGAAGCUGACAUAUUACAAUACAAAAAAAUGAAUUCUAUUUCUUCAUUAGAUAAUAUCCCUUCAAAGAAGCAAAGAGAUGAACAAGGUAAAAUAUUGGACGAGCAUCAAAAAGGAGCACAGGUAUUUAUAAAAGAUAUGGCGUCAGAAAGAGAGCAAUGGAGACAAAAAGAACAAGAUAUUAUACUAAACCAUGAAUCAAUUGAACUAAAAAUGAAACAAAAAGAAUCAGAAUUAAGCGCUGUACAAGAUGAAUUGAUGCGCACAAUUAAAGAGAAACAAACUAUGAAACAGAAAUUGAGGCUAAUUGAAAAUGAAUUAGCAAAAACAAUAGAUGAAAAGAGAAAACUUUCAGAUCAAUUAAUAGAUACAAAGAGACAAUUGGAUAAAUUUAAAGAACAAAUAAAAUCGAUCAAAUUAAUGGAAUCAGAAGUGCUUCAACAGCAGCUUGAAACUUUAAAUAAAAAACUUUCUGAGAAAGACGAUGAACAACACAAUCUUACUCAAACACUUGAAAAAGCAACUUUACAAACAGAAAAAACUGUAGUAGACAAUGAAGCCAAAUUCAAUGCAUUAACAAAAGAUCAUCAGAAAACAUUAAAUUCAUUACAAAAACAGCAUGAAGAUGAAAUAAAAAAGAUUACAGAUCAAUUGAUAGAGGAGAAACGUAUAACUGAAAGAAAAGUCAAAUCUCUAGAAAUGAAACUUGAAGAUGUAAGUAGAUAUAAUCUUGUCUUUAAUAUCAGAGAAUUGGAAAAUUAUUGUUAA
Messenger RNA from Entrophospora candida, 1380 nucleotides. The record is from the annotation of a GenBank genome assembly. NCBI's taxonomy places the organism in Eukaryota, Fungi, Glomeromycota, Glomeromycetes, Entrophosporales, Entrophosporaceae.